This is a messenger RNA of Rhagoletis zephyria (snowberry fruit fly), 879 nucleotides long. RefSeq lists its product as uncharacterized. The record is from RefSeq and is a predicted model, not a curated record. Gene Ontology annotation, biological process: DNA integration. Gene Ontology annotation, molecular function: nucleic acid binding. NCBI's taxonomy places the organism in Eukaryota, Metazoa, Arthropoda, Insecta, Diptera, Tephritidae.
AUGGCCACGAAGGCGGUACAUAUCGAGCUGGCGGAAGACUUGUCUACGCGGGCCUUCAUCGAUGUCUUCGAUAGAUUCAUAAGUUGUCGUGGAGCAUGCAGCGUCCUCUAUAGCGAUAACGGCACGCAGUUUGUCGGGGCCAGCCGCCUGAUGAAACUAAAUCUAGAGCAGUGGCUAGAUACGUACGCGCAGCAACACGUAGCCAAGGUAGGAACGCACUGGCAAUUUAUCCCACCAUCUGCAUCCCAUCACGGUGGGCUCUGGGAAGCUGCCGUUCGUUCAGCCAAGAAACAUUUAUAUCGAGUUCUAGGUAGGCAGACCUUGCGAUUUAACGAAAUAAGCACGCUUUUAGUACGUAUUGAGGCAUGCUUGAACUCCCGACCGCUCGUUGCGUUACAUGAUGAUCCCGAUGGCGGGCUAGGCAUCACACCUGGUGAUUUUUUGGUAGGCCGUCCGCUGAUUUCCCGAACAGAGCCGGUUAUACGUGACGUGCCAGACAAUCGUCUGCAAUACUGGGAGCGUAUUCAACGUAUGUACGAACACUUUUGGAAUCGCUGGCAGCACGAGUAUCUGAUGUCGUUGCAGUCACGGAGUAAAUGGACACGCUCAGAACCCAAUCUCCGCUGUGAUGAUGUUGUGCUAAUCCUCAACGAAAACUUGCCGCCUGCCCAUUGGCGCAUCGGACGUAUAGCCGCUGUCCAUCCAGGCAGUGAUGGCCUCGUUCGAGUUGUUACGGUGGAAUACCACAGCGGCCAGAAGACGUCGGAUGGACAUCUCGUCAAACACACUUGUCAGCGGCCCGUUCAGAACGUAUGCCGCCUUACUGGGCCCGAUGAAGAUAUACUGAACCACGAGGGUUCAGCCGGGCAGGAUGUAUGA